Molecule: messenger RNA, 771 nt
Organism: Menidia menidia (Atlantic silverside)
Lineage: Eukaryota; Metazoa; Chordata; Actinopteri; Atheriniformes; Atherinopsidae
Source: the annotation of a GenBank genome assembly
CGAAGAGGAGUUGGUGCCGGAGCUAUUGCCAAAAAGAAGCUUGCAGAGGCCAAAUAUAAAGAAAGAGGAACCGUUCUUGCAGAGGACCAGAUUGUCCAGAUGUCCAAGCAGCUGGAAACAUUCAAGUCCAACCUGGAGGAGUUCGCCAGCAAGCACAAGCAGGAGAUCCGAAAGAACCCGCAGUUCAGGGUCCAGUUCCAGGAAAUGUGCGCCACCAUUGGCGUCGACCCGCUCGCCUCCGGGAAAGGGUUUUGGUCCGAGAUGCUGGGCGUUGGGGACUUCUACUACGAGCUGGGCGUGCAGAUAAUUGAAGUUUGCCUCGCCCUGAAACACAGAAAUGGAGGGUUGAUUACUCUGGACGAGCUCCAUCAGAGAGUGCUGAAGGGUCGGGGGAAGUACGCUCAGGAUGUGAGCCAAGACGACUUGGUCCGAGCCAUAAAGAAGCUGAAGGUGAUGGGGAACGGGUUCGGCAUGAUCCCUGUGGGUGGAUCCUACCUGGUCCAGUCGGUCCCGGCGGAGCUCAACAUGGAUCACACGGUGGUUCUGCAGCUGGCCGAGAAAAAGGGAUUCGUCACAGUGAGCGAGAUCACGGACAGCCUCAAGUGGGAGAAGGAACGGGCCGGCCACGUGUUGGAUCAUCUGCUGAAAGAGGGCCUGGCUUGGCUGGACUCCCAGGCGGCCGGGGAGCCGCAGUACUGGCUGCCGGCCCUAUUUUCAGAGCUCACGUCCCGUGAUGUCACUCCGGAGGAAGCCAAUCAGAUGACGCCCUGA